GCCAUCAACCUCUGCUUGUCCAGACCUCACUUGUCCCGACUAUUCCCCCGCAGACACCGCACGCAUGCUUUCACAGCUCGAUCAAUUCCGGCGGCUUAUACCACUUUAUUGAGCACCAAUCCUGCCACAGCUCCACCGCCUCCGUGUCUCACGAUUGACAAUUUGCUUCACGGAUUACGUGUAACCGAGUUUGUUUCCGCAGACGGGCCGGACAAUGGCUUCAGGCCAGGAGAAUGGUUUCUACGCUGGUCAGUUCAUGAACCCGGGUCCUGCACCUCGUCCUCCGACAGAUAGACCUCGACACCUGGACUUGGGACGCUCGGCCACCUCUAUCCCUACCACGAGCUUCGAAUCCAUGUCUAUUAAUGGCCCUAAUUCGCCGUCCGUCGCCACACCCAGUGCCCCUUUCUUCUCUAAUGGAAGCUCUCUGUCGCUCGCAGGAAGUGGAAAGACUUCAGGACCGGUGACAAUAAUAAAAGAAGGACAUGUGCGUUGCAAAGAGGACAAAUUCCUGGCACAAUGGAACCAAAGAUACCUCAUCCUUCGAGAGUUCAGGUUGGACUUUUUGAAGAGCGAGAAUGGGAAGCUGAUGCAGUCUAUUCAGUUGAAUACAGUGACUGGGGUGACGCGCUCGGAGGAUACCCGUAUGGCGUUCGAGAUCAUUCGGAUUGCCAAUCCCAAAGACGCGACCGGCAAAGUCAUCAUGGCCCGAGACCUGCCUACGAGGACGAUCACUUGUGAGGUUCGGAACGAUGACGAAAUCUACGACUGGAUCGAUAAGAUCUACGAGCGUUGUCCUGGGAUGGGAGGUGUCAGUAACCCGACCAAUUUCAGUCACCGCAUCCAUGUUGGCUUUGAUCCCCAAACAGGUGGCUUUGUCGGGUUACCUCAAGAGUGGGAAAAGCUGCUGAACAAUUCUGCAAUUACGAGAGAUGACUACAAGAAGAAUCCCCAGGCCGUCAUUGAGGUGCUGCAGUUUGUUUCGGAUCAAAAGAUGCGGGAGCAGCAUCCUGAGAUGUAUACCCCUGGCAUGGUUACACCUGCUGCAACUGAACCCAACAAACAGCUUGGGUAUCCUGCUACCGGAACCACUGUAGCUCCUCCAAGGCCUGCACCUCCUACUGAUGCACAACGAUACAACGCUAACCAGUUCAUGAACAAAUACCCCGAAGGUCCAGCACGAGCCGCAACUCCUCCCAGUAAACCGCUGCUACAACGGUCCCAAACCGACAAAGGGUCGUAUGAUAUGGAAGCCGAUGCUGCACGUAUCAAGGAAAUUGCCAACCAAGAGCAAAAGCGUCUUCAGAUGGAAGCAGAGCAGAAGCGCGUACGGGAACUAGAAAAGCGACGAGAGCAGGAGCGAGAGGAAGCCGAGAGAAACCGUCGAGAACAAGAUUCUUACAACGCAUCGCUACCCAAGGCCCGUCCACCAAUGGCACAAACAGAGCUCGGAGGCUUUGGACCCAACAGACAGGAUCCUAGGUUCAAUCCCGCCAGAGCUGCUCCCAGUGCUCCUCAGCAAUCCGCUUCAGGACUCCCGAGACCGCAACAGCAGCAACAACAGCCAGUUGCACAUAGACCGGCCCCUUCCGCUCCCUCUACGAGCGCUUCCCAGAAAACGAUUCCCCAGUCUGCUUCUGCCGGUCAAGCCUCCCUACGAUCGCCUGACAGCCGAGACCGGGAGCGACAGCCUUCGCCAAAUGCACGGUACCAGGCAGACACGCCCAGUAAGAAUGGUGCAGCCAAACAACAAGCUAAUGGAGCCAAUGGCCAAUCUCCAAGCCGAUCACAAGGUUCUGUGCAGCAGCCAAAACCCUUGAACGUUGCCAAACAACCACCAGUCAAGGCCCCGGUAGAUGCUCGAAAAGAAGCCGAAAUUGCACUCACCGCGAAGAAGCCUGUGGAAGAGCGGGCAAAAGAGGUUAGAAUGUCAAGCAUGAGCGAGAGCGAGGUCAUGGCCAAGCUCAAGCAGGUGGUCUCCAAAGAUAACCCCAACGAGUCAUACAGCAAGCAGAAGAAAAUCGGUCAAGGAGCUUCUGGCUCAGUCUACGUCGCGAGAGUAAGAGAAAGUGCUACCUCCGCUGUUGCACGAGAGAUCUACCGGACUCAUGGCCCCAAAGGUCAAGUUGCCAUUAAGCAGAUGGAUCUCCGAAACCAGCCGCGCAAGGAGUUGAUCGUCAACGAGAUUAUUGUCAUGAAGGACUCGAAACAUCCCAACAUCGUCAAUUUCCUCGACUCGUUCCUGCAAGAACAAAACAACGAACUGUGGGUGGUCAUGGAAUUUAUGGAGGGAGGUGCUCUCACCGACAUCAUCGACAACAACCCUGUCAUCACAGAAGAUCAGAUCGCCACCAUUUGCUUCGAAACCUGCAAAGGUCUUGCCCAUUUACACUCUCAAGACAUUAUUCACCGAGACAUCAAGAGUGACAACGUGUUACUCGACCGUGUCGGUAACGUCAAGAUCACCGACUUCGGAUUCUGUGCCAAGCUCACCGAAUCCAAAAGCAAGCGAGCAACAAUGGUUGGAACGCCGUACUGGAUGGCCCCGGAGGUGGUCAAACAGAAAGAGUACGGUCCCAAAGUCGACAUCUGGUCUUUAGGUAUCAUGGCCAUUGAAAUGAUCGAGUCAGAACCUCCCUAUCUCAACGAAGAGCCUUUGAAAGCGCUUUUCCUGAUUGCCACGAACGGCACACCGCGCCUGAAGAAUCCCAACAAGUUGUCGCGUGAACUCAAGGCGUUUUUGAGCGUCUGUCUCUGUGUGGAUGUUAGAAGCCGAGCCAGUGCAGAUGAAUUGUUACGAAACGACUUUAUGCGUAUGGGCUGCAGUCUGCCCAGUCUGAGCGAGUUGCUGAAAUGGCGGGAAAAGGGGCGACAAUGAUUUGUUAAUGGGAAUCAUUGAAUUAUUGAGACCUCUUUUGCCUUUGCAAGGGUUCGGGCGCGGCUUUGUUUAUGGAUGGACACAUUGGGGCGCAGGAGUGGACUGGACGCACUCUUGUGAUUGCAUUACGUUGAGUUGUUGGCUCCAGGUAUUGACAGUCAUGAGGUUGGAUAUCUGUGGAUGCUUGGAUCUGGAAUCGAACUACUGUAUACGGAGCUGCAAGAUUCGAAAGAGCAUGAAUACUGUCGGCCAGUCAGGGACGUUUUGCCGCUGUGUAGCUGGACUUGCAUGCAUAUCGUCAUGUAA
Molecule: messenger RNA, 3184 nt
Organism: Exophiala viscosa
Lineage: Eukaryota; Fungi; Ascomycota; Eurotiomycetes; Chaetothyriales; Herpotrichiellaceae
Product: protein-serine/threonine kinase
Exons: 4
Coding region: 215-2878 (887 amino acids)
Biological process (GO): intracellular signal transduction; regulation of MAPK cascade; protein phosphorylation
Cellular component (GO): cytoplasm
Molecular function (GO): ATP binding; protein serine/threonine kinase activity
Source: RefSeq, a predicted model, not a curated record